Messenger RNA from Metarhizium album ARSEF 1941, 6489 nucleotides. Its product is annotated as polyketide synthase. NCBI's taxonomy places the organism in Eukaryota, Fungi, Ascomycota, Sordariomycetes, Hypocreales, Clavicipitaceae. Bases 1 to 6489 code for a protein of 2162 amino acids. Gene Ontology annotation, molecular function: 3-oxoacyl-[acyl-carrier-protein] synthase activity; fatty acid synthase activity; phosphopantetheine binding. The record is from RefSeq and is a predicted model, not a curated record. Gene Ontology annotation, biological process: secondary metabolite biosynthetic process; fatty acid biosynthetic process. The transcript is spliced from 6 exons.
AUGACUACGACACCAGACAUGGUCCAGAAAGAGCCGGAGAUUAUUGCAUUUGGUGAUCUCACAACCUCCGAGUGCCUUGACUCUCUUGAAGCACUAUUACAUUCGAAAAGCAACACCAAUCUUGCAGACUUCUUUGUACGUGUGGGUUUCCACCUUCGACAGUACCUCGGAAGCCUUCCAUCUUCUCAACAAGUCCUCUUCCCGAGGUUUUCGACCCUUGUUGAUCUCCUCGCCAAAUGGGAAAGCUCUCCCGGUCGUCCUGUCUUGCAACUCUUGUUCCUGAGUGUGUUGCAGAGUGCCCAGUUUAUUCAUCACUACGGUGGAUAUGGAACCUUCGAAUAUCCGUCAGAGGCAAAUACUUGCAUAAUAAGCAGUUGUGCGGGAAACUUCACCGCCGCCGCCGCGAGCUGUUCCCAGUCGACAGCCCAGUUCGUUCCCCUGGCUGUAGAAGCUGCGCUCGCUGCUUUCAGAACUGGUCUCAAGUCAUUUUUACUUGGAGGGACUCUUGUGGCAGAAGGCAAUGUGGGCUCAAGAACAUGGUCUGUAUCUGUUUUACCAACGACGGGUGCCACCGUAGAUGAGCUCCUCGGGACAUUUACAGAAUCUUCAAUAGGACUACAAGACCAGAAGACAAUUUGGGUUACUGCCAGAGCCCCUACCGGCGUCACGACGCUCGGUGGAAGACCUCUUGUUCUAUCAGACUUUGUGACUGUCAACAAGGACAAGCUGAGAAUCAAGUGGUUGGACAUUUCGUCUCCAUAUCACGCGCCACACCUGUUCGGCGUUGAGGACAUUGGUGAGAUUAUGGAAGGGGUUGCAGAGAAUAUUCCGAUAUCAACAUCAUCCCGAAUGGCGCUGUUGUUGGCACCUCAGGGCACCGACACAACGACGGAUUUCCGGGGUCGUCUUCGGAUGGCGGUUGAUGGAGUGCUCAGACAACAGCUAGAUUUAAGUGCCAUGUUCCAAUCUUGCGGCGAGCAUCUAAGCCAAAAGGGGGCUCGCAGGUGCCGUCUCACGACGAUGGCAUAUGGCACGACAUGGAUGCUCUCCACGGCAUUGCUCAACGGCUUUGGUAUCCAUUUGGACGUAAACGAAGUCUCUCCAAUGCCUGUCAAUGCCAAUGAUGUCUCUGGUCGGUCAGAACAAUCCAAAAUCGCCAUUGUCGGAUAUUCUGGGCGAUUUCCGUCCGCCGACUCUAAUGAAGCGCUCUGGGAGCUUCUUCGCGCGGGUCGCGAUGUGCACCGCGAGAUCCCAAGCGAUCGCUUCAACUACAAGACACAUUACGACAGAGAAGGGAGGGCUACAAACAAAUUCCGAGUCAAGCACGGGUGCUUUGUAGAUUCUCCUGGACUCUUUGAUUGCCGGUUCUUCAACAUGUCGCCGCGAGAGGCGGAAAACACAGAUCCAGCUCACAGACUAGCCAUCCUUACAACGUACGAAGCCAUGGAGAUGGCAGGAUUUGUCCGAAACAGAACGCCGAGCACGCAGCAUGACCGUGUGGGUGUGUUUUUCGGAUCAACCAGCGAUGACUGGCGCGAGAUCAAUGCUUCGCAGAGCGUAGACACCUACUUUAUACCCGGCGGGAUCCGGGCCUUUUGCCCCGGACGCAUCAGCCAUUUCUUCCGGCUAUCCGGACCGAGUCUCAGCAUCGACACGGCGUGCUCGUCCAGCUUCGCCGCGCUUCAGACAGCCUGCAGCUACUUGUGGAGCGGGCAGUGUGACACGGCCAUUGCCGGCGGCAGCAACAUCAUGACGAACCCGAACCUCUUCUGCGGGCUUGACCGAGCACGCUUCCUCUCCACCACUGGGAACUGCAACGCCUUUGACGACGAGGCGGAUGGAUACUGCAGAGCCGACGCGGUAUGUAGCGUAAUACUCAAACGACUCGAGGACGCCGAGGCCGACAGGGACCCGAUACUGGGGGUGAUUGUGGCGGCAAAGACGAACCACUGCGGACAUGCCGAGAGCAUCACUCGACCGCACGAGGGUGACCAAGCCGCUCUGUUCAAGUCCAUUCUCCUAGGUGCCAACUACGACCCGCUGGACGUUGGCGUAGUCGAAAUGCACGGGACCGGAACGCAGGUCGGCGAUGCCACGGAAAUGAGCUCCGUGCUCUCGACCUUUGCGCCCGAAAAGAAACGAACGGAGACCCAACCAAAAAGGCCGUUGUACGUUGGCUCAGUCAAGCCAAAUGUCGGGCAUGCCGAAGCUGCGUCGGGCAUCACCAGCCUGAUCAAGGUCCUCCUCAUGCUCAAGCACAAGGAGGUACCACCGCACUGCGGCAUCAAGACCAAAAUCAACCGCAACUAUCCGGCAGACUUGACGAAACGCGGCGUGUACAUUGCGACCCAGCCUACGGCGUGGCCCUGCUAUUCGAGUUGCAGCAAGAGGGCCGCGUUCCUCAACAAUUUCAGCGCCGCAGGGGGCAACACGGCAGUCUUGCUGGAGGAGGCUCCUCGAAGACGGGAAAAUGCCCCCAAGCGGCCGUCCGAUCCAUCACGUUGCCGUUUCCGCAAGAACAGCGGUAUCCCUCGCUGGGAAUGCUCGAUCCCUCGCAUUGUGGCUUCAGCAUCGGCCGGACACGUCUCUCUCCGCGGUCUCCUAUACCACAACGGCACGACGCACCCACCACGAAUAUCGAAUAAUGCCACGGAGACACUCAAAGCCAUACCCCCUCCCGGAAGACGACCGCGAAUCACGUUUGCCUUCACCGGCCAAGGAAGCCUGUAUGUUGGCAUGGGCAGGGAACUCUACUACACCUACUGCUCUUUCCGCCGAGACGUCACUCAGUUUAACCAACUCGCCGAGAGCUACGGCUUCGCCUCGUUCACAGGCAUGAUAGACGGGUCAACCGACGUCGAGGUCCGUAGCAUCAGUGUCGUCACCUCCCACCUCGCUCUUCUGUGCACCCAGCUGGCAUUGGUUGGGCUCCUCGGGAGAUGGGGGAUCAAGCCGAACGCCGUCAUCGGCCACAGUCUCGGCGAAUACGCUGCAUUAUACGCGGCCGGCGUGAUAAGCGCCGGCGACGCAAUCUUCCUGGUGGGCAAGCGAGCAUCGCUGCUGGAGCAGCACUGCAGAAAGGGCACGCAUGGCAUGCUCGUCGUCAAGGCCUCUCGCCAAGCAAUGGAGCAUCUACUGCGAGCGGUAGAGAACGACUUGGAGGUGGCCUGCGCCAACCAUCCUGCCGCCCACGUCGUCGCCGGCCCCAAGGACCAGAUGCCCGCCUUCAUCAGCGAAGCCCACAAACGCGCCUUGGCCACGGUCGAGUUGGACGUCCCGUUUGCCUUUCACUCGGGCCAGGUCGAGCCGGCCCUGGCGGGACUCGAAGCGGCGGCCGCGAACGCCGGCGUUGUGUUCAGCGGCCCCCGGGUACCCUUCAUCUCGCCGUUGCUGGGAAGAGUCGUGUCCGCGGGCGAACAAGGCACGCUCGAUAUCUCGUACGUCACGCAGGCGAGCCGCCGCCUCGUCGACUUCAGCGCUGCCUUGACCGCGGCACAGACCCGCGGCUUGUGCGGCAAGGAUGCAAUCUGGCUGGACAUAGGGGCUCACCCGCUCUGCGCCCCGAUGAUCAGACAGACGCUCGGCGCCGAUGAGAAGGUUCUGGACACGCUGAGAGAGAAUAUGGGAGGGUGCAAGACCAUAGCCAAGUCCGUGGAGGCACUGUACCUUGCAGGCAUGGACAUGGACUGGAGUGAAUACCAUUCCGAGUUUCCGGCUGCGCACAGAGUUCUCGAGCUUCCGCGCUACUCGUGGGACCUCAAGAACUACUGGAUCGACUACAGAGACGACUUUUGCGUCAGCAAGGGUGGCCACGCGGGAGAGACGGGGCGCGAGCAUGAGGCCAAGCAGUUUAAGUGCAUCUCUCGCGUCGCGCAGAGGGUGCUUGAGGAGACUCACAAGCAGAGAGAAUCUGCCAUGGUGGUGGAAUCCGACAUAUUCCACCCUGAGCUGUUGCCAGUACUGCGUGGCCACGCGGUCAACGGUGUGUUUCUGUGCCCUUCGUCGCUCUACGCCGAGAUUGCCCUUACUCUGGGUGAUUACCUCUUGGGAGAGCGGAAAAUGCGUCCCACAGCCACGGGUUUGGACAUGUUGAACCUGCGUAUCGACCAACCGCUCAUCGCCAAGGACGACGAAACGAGCCACGUCCUCCGAGUGACGGCGGACGCUGACUGGACCAGCAACAUGCUCAGCUUGGCGGUUUACAGUGUAGCCGUGUCCGGGAAGCAAACAACAAGGCAUGCCACCAUGAACGUCAGGAUGGUUUCCAACCAGAACUGGAUCGCAAACUGGGAGCGCAACACGCACCUCGUCACGUCAAGGGUCCGGGCGCUUGAACUGGGCAUCAAGAGUCAGAGGCUCCGGCGACGCAUGGUGUACAAGUUGUUUUCGUGCUUGGUCGACUACAGUGACGACUUCAAGGGCAUGUCCGAGGUUCUGCUGGACACGGACGAGCUGGAGGCAGUUUCCACAGUCCGGUUCCAGGUGGGCUCUACAAACAGCGGGCUGGGCAUUGAUGCCAGAUGGAUUGAUAGCUUGGCUCAGAUUUCGGGGUUCAUCAUGAAUGCCAACGACAACGUCAACAGCCAGGAUGAAGUAUUCGUCAACCACGGAUGGGAAAGGCUCCGCCAUGCCGAGAGGCUCACGGCGUCGAAAACGUACCGCGCGUACUGCAGAAUGCAGCUCGUGCGAGACACGACCUUUGCCGGCAACGUGUUUGUCCUUGACGGGGAUCGCAUAGUAGCCCUGUACGAGGGGAUCAAGUUCAUUGGAAUGCGGCGUCGGGCUCUCAAUCACCUGCUGCCGGCGAAAAGCGUGGUGCGAGACCAGAAGCCAGUCGCACCAGGAGCUGCUCCGCCCAGCUCGUACACUCUCCAUUUCGGUGACGACGCCCAGACGAGGGCCGCCCAAGAACCGCCCUCGUUUGUUGACAGACGGCCUCCUGGUAGUUCUUCGGGAGCUGGGCCUGUGGUCGAGAUCAUUUGUCAAGAGCUUGGUAUCCCGGUUUGCGAUCUGGAUUCUGAGUCCCAGCUUGCCGAUCUGGGCAUCGACUCGCUCCUCGCCAUGUCCAUCACUUCUCGCAUCCAGAGAGAACUCGGCCUGGACGUGUCCUCGGAGGAUCUCCUGCGACAUGGGCUGGUAGGCCAGCUGCAGCAUCCGACGGGCUGCGAGAGCAGUCUCGUUUAUUCAUCCUCAGUCGAGUUUGACAAUUGCUCCAACGACAGCCAACUAACGAGCGAAGAGGGCGUCGUUCCGGCGACCAGCGACACGUGCAGCUCCGACAGCUCAGACCGCGACUGGAUCCGACGCGCGCUAUGGGAGACUAUUGCCUGCGAAACGGCCACGCCUGCCGAUGAGUUGUCGCCCUCCACAUCUACUGCCGACGUCGGCAUCGACUCCCUGAUGGCCAUGACGAUUGCCGCCACAAUAUGCGAUAGGCUGAGCGUCAACGUGACGGGCAUCUCGAUCAUGAGAUGCGAGACUCUCCUCGACAUAGAAGUUGCGCUGCGCGAAAUUCUGUGCCCAGUGCCUAGCUCGGGAGCUGCGAGGGUCGAGAAGACGGGCUCGCCGGGCGUCCUGGCAGAUCAUGAGCGGCAUUCCGUUCCGGAAUCCACCGCCGCCGAAAAGCCCCACGGGUCGACAGUCUCGCGCAGCUCGGCAGAAGCCUCGGUGCUCCUCGGUGGCUCGGUGACGACGGCCAGGGCGGUCCUGGUCCUAUUCCCAGAUGGAUCCGGAUCCGCGGCAUCGUAUGCCGGCCUGGCCCCGACUCUGCACGAGGACGUGGCUGUUUACGGGGUCAACUGUCCCUGGCGCAAGAAUGGCCUCGAGCUGAUCCGGAAGAAGAUGACCGUCUCGAAAAUCGUUGCCCAACAACUCGUCGAGGUACGCCGCAUCAUCGACGCCCACAAACGGCACGGCUGGCAGAUUGCCACUGCAGGAUCUCCCAACCUAGUGCUUGGAGGCUGGUCGGCAGGAGGCAUCCUCGCGUAUGAAGCCAUCCGACAGCUGGGUGACGAGGGUGUGCCCGUGAGGAAGCUGCUUCUGCUGGAUUCGCCGGAUCCCUUCGGCCUGCAGAUCCCAUCCAGGAAGAUGUCUUGCUUCUUGGAGGACGUGCUCAAGUUUGGCGCGAGCGCCGCAAGAGCACCCGACUGGGUCCUCGUGCAUUUUGACGGCAUGUCAGAGGUGUUGGGGGCCUACACGCCCGCGCCGCUUCCCAGCAACGUCGAGCUGGACACGUUGCUCGUGUAUGCGGGCAGGGGGGCGGACAACGACUAUGACGAUGCACAAGGGGAGCUCGAGCGUGCCGCGAACCGCGAUAUUCGUUGGAUCCUAAGAGACCGCACCGACUUCACCGCUGCCGGUUGGCAACGUUUGCUCAAGGCUCGAAACUUGGUCGUCAAGAUUAUCGAUUCGGUUGAUCACUUCACCAUGAUGGAGGACGCGUGUCAACUGAAGCAGCUCGGGAACCUGGUCAGCGGCUUUGUGAGGUAG